Messenger RNA from Glycine soja, 1252 nucleotides. Its product is annotated as probable strigolactone esterase DAD2. The transcript has 2 exons. Lineage: Eukaryota; Viridiplantae; Streptophyta; Magnoliopsida; Fabales; Fabaceae. Bases 91 to 927 code for a protein of 278 amino acids. The record is from RefSeq and is a predicted model, not a curated record.
ACCAAAAAGGCAGCAAUGAAAACCACACAUUUUGCAAUAGUUAGCUCUAGCUCUCUUUCACUACUUCUCUGCCUUUAAUCUUCCUUUCAUAUGGAACCAAACGUUAACAACAACCCAAAGAUGUUAGAGAAAAAGUGGCUUUCUACUGCUUUGAAUGUUAGAAGCCAAGGAUUAGGAAGUGAAACAAUAGUCUUUGCUCAUGGCUAUGGAACAGACCAAUCCAUCUGGGACAAGAUCACUCCUUCCUUUGCUGAAAACUACCGGGUUGUGCUGUUUGAUUGGCCUUUUUCUGGAGCUGUGAAGGAUCCAAGCCUCUAUGACCCUUUGAAGUAUACCUCCUUGGAAGCUUUUGCAGAUGAGUUUAUCACUCUUAUGGAUCAGAUGGACCUCAAAGUUGUCACCUUUGUUGGUCAUUCCAUGUCUGGCAUGAUUGGUUGCUUAGCAUCCAUCAAAAGGCCUGAACUUUUUAAGAGACUUAUUCUCCUUGGUGCUUCUCCCAGGUAUAUUAACACAGAUGACUAUGAGGGGGGCUUUACUAGCUCAGAUAUUGAGCAGUUAUUGCAGAACAUAGAAUCCAACUAUGAGAACUGGGUUUCUGCCUUCUCCUUACUAGUAGUGGAUCCAAAUGAUGAGCCAUCUGUUAACAAAUUCAGAGAGUGCUUGAAAAGAAUGAGAGCUGAAGUAGCAGCUUCCUUAGCGAAGACUGUGUUCUAUAGUGACUACAGAGAUAUACUUGACAAAGUUGAAACUCCAUGCACCAUCAUUCAGACCUCUAGUGACAUUGUUGUUCCACACAAUGCAGCGGUUUACAUGAAGAACAAAAUUAAAGGGAAAGUUACAUUAGAGUUUGUAGACACCAAAGGGCACUUUCCUCAGCUAACUGCAUGGCUUCAGCUAGUUGAUGUGAUUAAGGGUGUACUUGGCUAGUAAUUCUCAAUUUCAUUCCUUUUGUUACCUUAGUUUUACACCUGUUUCUCAUUUCAUUUAUAGGUUGAUGUAGUGGUGCGAGAAUUAUAUGGUUUCUUGAUGUGGAAAUAGUGUGGUAUGUGUUAAUUAAUUCAUUGUUUGUACUUGUGAAAUAGUGUUGUUAAAUUAGCUUUGUGGGAGUGUACUUUUUUUGUUUGUUUGUAUCUCUUCUCUUAGGUUUGUUGGUCAGUUUAGUGGGGCGGUAAAUCCUUUUUUUUCCAACUAAGUUGACAUGAAUCUUAUCCAUUAAUUGGUGGAACUCAUCUUCAACACAUGAUUUGGACCA